Molecule: messenger RNA, 3348 nt
Organism: Microtus ochrogaster (prairie vole)
Lineage: Eukaryota; Metazoa; Chordata; Mammalia; Rodentia; Cricetidae
Gene: Fkbp5
Product: FKBP prolyl isomerase 5
Molecular function (GO): peptidyl-prolyl cis-trans isomerase activity; protein binding
Source: RefSeq, a predicted model, not a curated record
GCGGAGAGACGCGGAGCCCGAGACGCAGCGGCGGCGGCGGCGACAGGUUUUCUGAUAAGAGACAAUGACUACUGAUGAAGGCACCAGCAACAAUGGAGAAAACCCGACAGCCACAGUGCUUGAGCAGGGAGAAGAUAUUACUACCAAAAAAGAUAGAGGAGUGCUAAAGAUUGUCAAAAGAGUGGGGUGCAGUGAUGAGGCCCCGAUGAUUGGCGACAGAGUGUACGUCCACUACAAAGGACAGCUGUCAAACGGGAAGAAGUUUGAUUCCAGCCAUGAUAGAAAUGAGCCCUUUGUCUUUAGCCUGGGCAAAGGCCAGGUUAUCAAAGCCUGGGACAUUGGCGUGUCUACCAUGCAGAAAGGAGAGGUCUGCCACUUGGUGUGUAAACCAGAAUAUGCCUACGGCUCUGCGGGCAGCCUCCCGAAAAUCCCCCCGAAUGCAACCCUCUUUUUCGAGAUUGAACUUCUUGAUUUCAAAGGAGAGGACUUGUUUGAGGACUCAGGCAUCAUCCGUAGAAUCAAGCGGAAAGGAGAAGGCUACUCCAACCCAAAUGAAGGGGCGACAGUGGAGGUCCACCUGGAAGGCUGCUGUGGCGGAAGGAUGUUUGACUGCAGAGAUGUGGUGUUCACUGUUGGCGAAGGAGAGGACCACGACAUUCCAAUUGGGGUCGACAAAGCCCUGGAGAAAAUGCAGAGGGAAGAGCAGUGUGUUUUAUAUCUGGGACCACGAUAUGGUUUUGGAGAGGCAGGGAAGCCUAAAUUUGGCAUUGAACCCAAUGCUGAGCUCACGUAUGAAGUUACACUUAAGAGCUUCGAAAAGGCCAAAGAGUCGUGGGAGAUGGACACCAAAGAAAAGCUGGAGCAGGCGGCCAUUGUCAAAGAGAAGGGAACUGUGUACUUCAAGGGCGGCAAGUACAUGCAGGCUGUGAUUCAGUACGGGAAGAUAGUGUCCUGGCUGGAGAUGGAGUAUGGCCUAUCGGAGAAGGAGUCAAAAGCCUCUGAAUCGUUCCUGCUUGCAGCCUUCCUAAACCUGGCCAUGUGCUACCUGAAGCUCCGAGAGUACACCAAAGCUGUGGAGUGCUGCGACAAGGCCCUUGGACUGGACAGCGCCAACGAGAAAGGCUUGUACCGAAGGGGCGAAGCCCAGCUGCUCAUGAAUGAGUUUGAGUCAGCCAAAGGUGACUUUGAGAGAGUGCUGGAAGUGAAUCCGCAGAACAAGGCCGCGAGACUGCAGAUCUCCGUGUGCCAGAAGAAGGCCAAGGAGCACAACGAGCGUGACCGCAGGGUGUACGCCAACAUGUUCAAGAAGUUUGCAGAGCAGGAUGAGAAGGAAGCGGCCAGCAAAGCAACAAGCAAGAAGACUGGAGAAGGAGCGGCUGGUAAAAGACCGGAGAGUCAGGCCAUGGGAGAAGGGAAGGCCGAAGGCCAUGUAUGACGCCGCGCCAAGGAGGGAAGAGAGUCCUGACUCCCUCGGCCCUCCUCGCUGGGCUCACACCCAGCUCAGGACUGAACAGUGUUUAGUGUAAGGUUUGUUACAGUCUCUGGGAUUCUGGAAGCAAAUGGCAAAACCAGUAGCUUCCCAAAAUAACCACCUACUGCUGCCUGGGGUGGGGUGGAGGACACGCCAGGAAGCAGACCAGAAAGGGCCGUUGGUGUGGAGAGACCAAGCCGGCGCUCAAGUCCAGCUCAUUUCAGUUUGUCCCCUUCAGUGCCCAGCAUGGUGUCCCUUGAUGAUCCUAAUGCCUGGCUGCUGGGGAGUCCAUCUGCCCUUCAGUAGCACUGCAGGAACCCCCGAAAACCUAACUCAGUGAUCUCUGCUUUCCUCCUGGGAGGUGGGGCAGGGUGGAAGGUGAGGUUUUGUUGGAAACUCACUCAAGUGCUGAGAACAUAAGCCCAAAAGGAGGGAUCUCCAGGUCCACAGCAGACUUGCAGGCCACUGCCUGCCUGCCCAGCUUCCCGGGUCCCUUCUCAGACUCUUGAGUGUGGCCGUCAGUCCCCAGGCUGGCCUUCCCUGAUGAGAACAGUGGAGUGGCCUUGCUUUCCCCGCUGUCCCUCCUUAGGAAUGAGUUCGCGCUCAGUGCUUCACGCUGCUGCUGCUGCUCAGCCUCGUGUUUCUGCCUCGCUGUGAGGAGCCUGAGGCUCCCUCCUCUUGUCCUAGACGUGGAGUGGACUGAUGUCCAGAUCCAACUAAGACUGAUGUGGUCACUCCUUUUUUUAAAUGGCUUGUAAGCGUGUUAGCGCGCUAUGGAAGGGACUUCACACUCCUCUAUCAUGCAAACAUACUUCUUCACUUUUUACUUUUUUGCUUAGGUUUUGAAAGGCAGAAUCUGUGAGGUUUGAAAGCAGACAGUUCCUCUUAGAAUAAGGGUACCUGGAGGUGCUGUCCCCCUGUCCCACAGCCUCUUCAUUCUGAUGUGGACUGUAAAGGAUGCUGGCUUCCCAUGCAGGUACACCACACCAAACUCUCCAGUAGUGGGCAUUGGGUCAGGGCACGUUUUAAAUAGUCACGCAGUUGGAUUUUAGUCCUACGGGUAGUGGAUGGGAUUGAGCAAGCCUUGCUUCUCCACAGCCAAGAAACCCCCAAGGGGAUGCACCCAACAGCCCAGGGAGCCGUUACCUAAGCCUGGAAACCUCGCUUUCCUAGCCCUAGGAACACUGGCAGUUGUGUUUAUAUGGGUUUUUAUUUUUAUGGUGGUUUUAAUAAAGCAAGUCUCAUCUUUAGGACCUUAAAACCUACAAAUCAAGUUGUUUCCCACUGUUCUGAUUUAAUUCUACGUGCAACCGAUGGAAUUAAGUUUUGAGGAAUUUCAUUUCCUGGUGACUAAAACCCCUUGAACUUCACACUUUACGCUUCUUCCUCUUUCCAUGAAUGUUUUCAACCCUGGUCUCCCCUAGGAGGUACAAAGAGCUGGAGGUGACUUCUCUUAUUUAACUCUCCAAUGUCCGUAGUUUUGUUAACUAGACCACAGAAACAGUGGGGGCAUGGCGAGAGCUUGAGUCUAACAAGUUAGGCCAGUUAGCUUCUUGCAGGAAACCUCACCAGCUAUCUCUCGAGUGUACGUCCUGGGCCAAGGAGACCAGUGCCGGGAGGGGGCAGUAUGUAAGGUUCCAAACCAGCACCCCUGGACAUGUUACUGUAGUCAGUAAUUCAAACAAUUUAUAUGGAAAUCAGAAGAUGUUGUCAAACCGCUAUUAGAUGGGAUAGAGUGAUGGAUGACCAGAUGAUAAAUUUAAAUUUUGGUUUUUAAAAAAUCUUUUAGAAUCUGGGAGUAGUGGUAUACUCCUCUUUAAUCCCAGUACUCAGGAGGCAGAGGCAGGUGGAUCUCUGUGAGUUCCAAGCCAACCUAG